AUGUCAGUUGUUAUACCAGAGAUUGUAAUCAGAGACUUGUCGAAAUACGAAGAAAGUGAAUUCGAGGGUAGCCCACGAUGGAGCAUUAUUCGAAACAAUGCUGGUCUACAGUUGCAAAUGUUUUGGCAAGCGAAAUCUGACGAUGAAGAAAUCAAGGAAGAGAAUGGAAAUGUUGUCGACUACCCGAUUCCUCGAAAAAACAAGAGAAAAAGGAACCCGAUCAAAAUUGAAAAGACUUCAGAGGAUGAACGAGCUGACGGAUCUGCCAGAACAUCUUUAGAAGACAGUGAAACAUCCAGCGAGAUGGUAGAAGUCGACACUGCGUUGCGACCGGAACAUCUGAGCCAGCUUCACGCAUACCUUGCUAACUCAAUAUCAAACUCUUUAUCAUCAAGUACUUCAUCUUCUUCGUCACUGCCAGCUCUUCCCAGCACGCGUGGAUUGGAGGGACUUAUCAAUCUCAGAGGCGUUUCUCUACCUGAUGAUACUGCAGUUAAUGCGAAUCCACCUCGCCCGAAUAAACGCAGAAGCCCAGCUCCUCGAUUUUAUCCACUGACAGACCCUGUUGUCAAAUUUCUUCAAGAAACUCUCGUUGAAGAUACUCAAGGGCGCGUGGCUUGCUCUGAUCUCAGUGACUUAUCCGCCCAGAAGUUUGGCAAUGCAAUCAACAUGGUCUCAAUGGGUAUGAAACUGCGGUUUCUCUACCCUAAUGUGACACGAGUCAAAAUCAACAAUCGAGCAUUUUAUACCAACGUCAAAGUCCGUGCUGGAGUUUCCUAA
Molecule: messenger RNA, 780 nt
Organism: Oikopleura dioica
Lineage: Eukaryota; Metazoa; Chordata; Appendicularia; Copelata; Oikopleuridae
Source: the annotation of a GenBank genome assembly